AUGAAUUUUUUGGAAAGGAUAGUUAUCUUCGCGAUAAUCUGCACAGGACUCUGUUCGGCUGUUGAUCCAGAUUGGUCAUGUGACUUUGAAGAGGACAAAUGUGGAAUCAUUGAAGAGGAAGGGAGCUGGACCAUCGGCAACGAUCCUUACAGAGGGGCUCUAAUCGCAGAUGUGUCUACAAGCAGUACAGGUGACAUGUUCAUAUUCUCCAUCCCGCACAAUUUCACAUCACCGCAAGGAAAUUUAUCUUUUGACUACUUCUUUGCGGGGGAUGGUUCAGACUUGUUGGUCAAGGUUUGCAGGGAAGCAAUUGAACCUGCAUUUGCAUUUGCUGGUAUGGGAGGUGCAAUGCUAGAUACUGAAGUCGUUCCUUACUCAUGUGCAAGCAAAAUGGAUGUUGAGAUUACAUUCAUUGCAAGAAGGGGUCGUUAUCCUCCUAUCAUCAGAGUAGACAACAUUCAAAUAUAUGAAAUACCAAAUAUAGCGUCCUGCCUGGAAUCGGUUGUCACGGGUACAUUUGGAACCCUGAACUUCCUCGCUACACCUCUGGACCAGACCGCUGACAGCCAAGAACGGUGUAGUGAAUACAGUAACAACACCCCCCUACCAAGAGCUAGACGGACAUGUCGUGGGGAUCUUUUAUCAUCAGCUGUCUGGGAUGAUCCCGUGUUCCAAGACUGCGUUGAGGGAGAAGAUACUAAUGAGGUUCUAGAAAACAUUGCAAGGGCAGUUGUGACAUCAGAGAAUGUGACCGAAUAUUCUUACUACGUUGCUGAAGCGACCGCGAAUGUCACCGAUAUCAACGCGGAAGGUCUCCGAGCCAUUUCCGAUGCUCUGGAGAAAAUCGUCAACGCCGGAAACUCAUCGACAGAGGUCACCAACAAUACCCUCCAGAUCGUCGACAACGCUCUCGGUGCUCCCGACGAGGAGUUCGUAAACUCCGUAGACGUCGAAGCUCCGACGAGGAUUCUCGAUUUCUUAGAGCAACAGAUCACCCUCUUCCAGACCAAGGGCGACGCCAACAACCUCACCAUCGUCGGAAGGAGCGUAGCUGUGGUGGCCCUCCAGUUCCCGAACGCCAGUCUGUUGGAAGGCUUAGGAUUCGCUACCCUGGCAUCGCCGGACGGUGAAGAGAAAAGUGAAGUGCUCAACGAGCUGAAUGAAAAUAAAACGAUGGUGUACUUCAACCCAGACAACAUUCCAAAGACAACAAUCGAUGCAGCUGUUGUUUUGCCACCAGACAUUCUUGGACUGUUGCCUCUAUAUUUAUUAGAAAAUGGAACUGUUCCAGUGACUUUCUUCAUAUUCCAGACCAGUAAGAUCUUCAUAAGUUCAGACCAAGAAUACGACCUCGGCGGUGGUCGUCGACUAGCGGUCGGCACCCGGGUCAUAUCAGCGACCGUGGAGGGUGCGGUCAUUCAAGGUUUGCCGCAGGGUGGUGAAGUGGAGACAGCCUUCCUCGAACUGAAUGUGACUCGAGACAGUGAGGCGGUGGAUAACAGGACGUGUGUGUUCUGGGAUAAGACUGAUCAAGGUGGCCGAUGGUCGUCAGAAGGAUGUCGACGAGAAGACAACCCCGACAACAAUAGGAUACGAUGUCUUUGCGAUCACCUGACAAGCUUUGCCGUUUUACUGGAUGUAUCAGGAGAUGUGGGCCUCUACGUUUUAGAUGUGUUUGGCAUGAUCGGCUGUAUCAUCUCCAUCAUAUGCCUAGUGAUCACACUUGUUACCUAUCUGAGCAUGAAAAAACUACGCUCGAAACAACCUCAGCAGAUCCUGAUCAACCUUUGCUUCGCGCUCCUCGGGCUCUAUCUCGUGUUCGUCAUCGGUAUCGACCGCCGAUACCCGACCGCGGGUUGCGUGGUCGUCGGUUUUCUCAUCCAUUUCUUUCUGCUGUCGUCGAUGUCGUGGAUGUUGGUGGAAGCUAUCAAUAUGUACCUCCUCUUCGUCAAGGUCUUAAACGCCACCGUCUCUCGUUUUAUGCUCAAGGCCGCGUUUUUUGCUUAUGGUUUGCCUCUUCUCGUGUGCAUCAUAACGGUAGCAGUCGAUAGCUCACUCUACUUGGGAGACGGGACUUAUUGCUUUGUCAAACCGGGUCCUGCCCUGUAUUACGGCGUCUUACUCAUCGUCGCUAUCUUACUUGCCGCCAACUUCAUCAUCUUUGGUCUCGUCAUGCAACGCUUGUCAUGCCGCAAGUCCGUCGCUGACAACAAGACCAACCAAGCCAACCGCGGUGAGAUGUGGCGACGGGUCCAGAACGCCGCUGCCAUCUCUGUCUUGCUCGGUCUGACAUGGUUGUUCGGUUUCCUCGCCGUUGGUGGUGCCCGUCUUGUCUUCAACAUCCUCUUCCUCGUCUUAAACUCCCUCCAGGGGUUCCUCGUCUUCAUCAUGUUCUGCGUCCGGCAGAAGAAGGUCCGUGAGCAGUGGGUUCGAUGGAUGCACUGCCACUUUGCCGGUCAGCGUCGCAGUGACGAUUGCGUCAAGGCAAAGUACAAGAAAACUGGGUCGCAGGAUGGUCGAACGUCCUUGGCGACUUCGAGCGGUCAAGGUAUUCAACUGGCAAGUAGAGAAACAGUCAGCACCAAUACUACAUAGUGACUUCCAGGAUAUUAAUACAUUUUGCAUGAGUACAUUGCUAGACCAGCUGACCAGUAAGAAAAUAUGAGAAUAAAAUGCCAUUGAUAGUA
This is a messenger RNA of Strongylocentrotus purpuratus (purple sea urchin), 2687 nucleotides long. Its product is annotated as adhesion G-protein coupled receptor G6-like. Lineage: Eukaryota; Metazoa; Echinodermata; Echinoidea; Camarodonta; Strongylocentrotidae. The coding region runs from base 1 to 2595 and encodes 864 amino acids. The transcript is spliced from 14 exons. The record is from RefSeq and is a predicted model, not a curated record. Gene Ontology annotation, cellular component: membrane. Gene Ontology annotation, biological process: cell surface receptor signaling pathway; G protein-coupled receptor signaling pathway. Gene Ontology annotation, molecular function: G protein-coupled receptor activity.